GUACAGAGGGCUCUGGCAUUUUAGAGAGAAAAUGUCAUCGGCAGCAUCAAUGGAGUCUCUGAUUCUGCAACUACACAAGAUCUCGGCCGUGAAAUUCGGCAGCUUCAAGCUGAAAUCAGGCAUAACCUCUCCAAUCUACAUCGACCUCCGUCUCAUCGUCUCCUACCCCACCCUUCUCAGCCAAAUCUCCCAAACCCUAAUCGCCUCCCUCCCCUCCGCCACCUCCUACGACGUCGUCUGCGGCGUCCCCUACACAGCCCUCCCCAUCGCCACCUGCAUCUCCACCGCCAACGCCGUCCCCAUGCUCAUGCGCCGCAAGGAGAUCAAGGACUACGGCACCGCCAAGGCCAUCGAGGGCGCCUUCAAGGAGAACCAAAUCUGUCUCAUCAUCGAGGACCUCGUCACCAGCGGCGCCUCCGUGCUCGAGACGGCGGCGCCGCUGCGUGCGGCGGGGCUGAAGGUGACAGACGCGGUGGUGAUGAUUGACCGGGAGCAAGGGGGGAGGGAGAAUUUGGCGCAGAAUGGGAUCACGCUGCACUCGAUCGUGAAGCUGACUGAGAUGGUGAGGAUUUUGAAGGAGAAGGGGAGGGUUUCGGAGGAGACGGAGGGGAUGGUGUUGAAGUUCCUGGAGGAUAAUCGGAAGGUUGCGGUACCGGCACCGGCGGCGGCGGACCCUAGGGUUAAGGUUCCUUAUGGGGAUAGAGCGAAGAUGGCCAAGAAUCCGACUAGUAAGAGGUUGUUUGAGGUGAUGGUGAAGAAGGAGAGUAAUCUUUGCUUGGCUGCCGAUGUUGCCACUGCUGCUGAGUUGCUUGACAUUGCUGACAAGGUUGGACAGGAGAUCUGCAUGUUGAAAACCCAUGUUGAUAUAUUGCCUGAUUUUACCCCAGAUUUUGGUUCUAAACUUCGUGAGAGAGGCGGUGGCGAAGGUGGCAAAGAAGAAAGAAACGAGGUUUGUGAUAUAUGUGAAGGGGCGGGAGUCACUAGGGCUGAGAAAUGUGAUCAGAAAAAUGAUUCAUUGAUGGCCAUUGAAGUAGGUGAGGAGUGCUGUUGCAAUUUCAAGAUAACUGACAUGGUGCUCCCUCUUAAUUAUUCAACUCAAGAGAAUGCUAGGGAUGAGGAUGACGAGACAAAAUACCAAGGCGGAAGAGAGGGAGAGACACAUUUUACAAGAUAUGAUGCAACCGAUGGAGCACGCCAUGUCGACAGAAAAAGUUUGACACAAAAAUGUGGAUUUACAUUUUUAUGUUGA
This is a messenger RNA of Cornus florida, 1249 nucleotides long. Its product is annotated as uridine 5'-monophosphate synthase-like. The coding region runs from base 32 to 1249 and encodes 405 amino acids. Gene Ontology annotation, biological process: 'de novo' pyrimidine nucleobase biosynthetic process; UMP biosynthetic process. Gene Ontology annotation, molecular function: orotidine-5'-phosphate decarboxylase activity; orotate phosphoribosyltransferase activity. Lineage: Eukaryota; Viridiplantae; Streptophyta; Magnoliopsida; Cornales; Cornaceae. The record is from RefSeq and is a predicted model, not a curated record. The transcript has 4 exons.